CCAAAAUACAUUUUUUUUCUGAAAAGCUAAGAAAGAAUGUGAAUGGCUGUCGUUAUUACAACACCACCCCCCUUUUUCUCCUUUCAAAACCCACAUUAUCCUCUCUCUCUCUCAGAAUGGCGACACUACAAUCGCUGGCUUUCUCUUCUCCCAUCUCUCGUUGUUCCCAGCAGCCACGCUGUAAACCAGGCUUCUCGAUAGCAGGAGCCAUUCACUCCAGCGGCACGAGUUCAUCAUUCAAUGGCCAGUCCCUAACCCUCCCACGCCCAUCACAACGCUCGAGAAAACAAAGUCAACCACACAAAAAGUCAACGCCACGUGUCGUAAUGAUGGUCAAACCCACGAUCCAAUUCAUUCAGGGGAUGGACGAGCAGACAGUUCCCGACGUGAGGUUGACCAAGUCAAGGGACGGGACAAAUGGGAUGGCCAUCUUCUCUUUCACGGAGCCCUCGGUUUUCGACUCGUCCAGCGUGGUGGGUGACAUCACAGGCUUCUACAUGAUCGAUGAGGAAGGAGUUCUCCAGUCGGUCGAUGUGAAUGCAAAGUUCGUAAACGGGAAGCCAGCUGGCAUCGAGGCUAAGUAUGUUAUGCGGACCCCACGCGAGUGGGACAGGUUCAUGAGGUUCAUGGAGCGUUACGCAAAUGCUAACGGGCUGUCGUUCGUCAAGAAGUAACUUUGAGGUGGGUUUGGUAUCUUUUUUCUUUUUUUUUUUUUAA
This is a messenger RNA of Striga asiatica, 717 nucleotides long. Lineage: Eukaryota; Viridiplantae; Streptophyta; Magnoliopsida; Lamiales; Orobanchaceae. The record is from the annotation of a GenBank genome assembly.